AUGAGAGACGAACAAGAUUUAAGAAAUGAGCUUUAUACCACUUUAAGAUCUAUACAUAAACUACAGUUUUUCCAAGAUGUUAGAGGUCCCACUGCAAGGAUUGAGAUGGAUCAUCUUUUGAAACAAAUAAUAUUCAAAUUUUUAUAUUUUGAAAUUACAGACAAUGGUACUAAUUUGUCAAAAUUAUUCCCCAACAGUCCAGAUUAUCCUACUUCCAUUGAUGAUUUCUUAAAUGAUACCAAUAUUACAAAUGAAUUUUACAAAAUCGAUAUGAAACAAAAACAGACAAGUUUUACUCAUAAGGGAAGAAACUGUGGUCGAAAGUUCAAAGUUGGUGAACCGCUAUACAGAUGUCACGAAUGUGGGUUUGAUGAUACGUGUGUUCUUUGUAUACAUUGUUUCAAUCCCGCUGAUCAUGAAAAUCAUCAUAUUUACACAGACAUUUGUAAUGACUUCACCAGUGGAAUUUGUGAUUGUGGUGAUACUGAAGCGUGGAAUGGAGAUUUACAUUGUAAAGCAGAAGAAAUCUCCACUGAAGAUAAAGAUGAUACCAUGGAUGAUGAGGCAUCUGAUAACGUUUCAUAUGAUGAAAAAGUUAUGGAAAUAGUAUUAAGUGAAGCUUUCGAUUAUUUUAUUGACUUAUUCAAUCAGAACGUUGAACCAUUGCCAACUUUUACUAAGGAAAUUACCAUGAAAUUGAGAGAAAUGAUACAAAUGGGGCAAGUUGAUGAAAUGAAUAAAUUCCUAAUAUCUUUAUCUUAUAAAAAUGAAUUCAUUGAAGAGGCCGAAGAAGCUAAAAAUUAUACAGUGUUGAUUUACAAUGAUGAAUUCCAUAAUUAUUCUCAAGCAACAAUGGCACUAAGACAGGGUGUUCCUGAUAAUAUUCAUACCGAUAUUCUGACAUCCAAGAUUGAUAGCGAGGGCAGAGCGAUGCUAAAAUGCUCUGACGAUAUUCAGACUCUUACAGAUGGGUUUUUCAAUGUUCAAUCAAACGGAUUAAGUGCAACAUUCACUUCCUGGUCAGAGUAUGUUCAUCAAGAAGCAUGUAAAUAUAUUGUGCACUGGCUAAAUCACUGUUUAACAAUUCCAGAUAAUGACUUCCAACAUAUGUUUAGAAAUGCCCUAGGGAAAGUCCUAUGUUUAGAAAGUCCAAAUUUACCAGAUAAAAAUUCUAUGAUACCGACUUUAGAAGAAUUUUUAAACAUGAAAUUAACUGCCAGCAACGCACUGGACAUUCAUUACCCUUAUAGAUUCAUCGAUUUAUCUAUAUUAAACAACCAUAACAAAAUUCCUUUAGGUUUCCAUAAAACCUUAACUGAGUCCUCCACUAAACAUAUAUCCACAGGAUUGAAUGAGCAUGAAAAUAUAACUGAUAGAAAGUAUGCAAACACUAGAUUGCAAUACUUAUUAUAUUUUGACAAUAGAUAUUGGAAAAAAUUGAGAAAGGAUCUUCAAAAUGUCAUCAUUCCAACUCUAUCCUCCUCCCAAAAAUAUAAACCAACAUUUUGUCAGCAAGUUGUGGAAAUAUUUAAUCAUAUGACCAGAUCAAUUGCCUAUAUGGAUAGGGAACCUCAAUUAACUGCAUUGAGAGAAUGUGUUGUCCAAUUAUUUACAUGUCCAACUAAUGCCAAAAUGAUUUUUGAGAAUGAAAAUAAUUACUUUAUUGACAUUGUAUGGUCGAUUAUAGAUAUAUUUGCCGAAUUUUGUAAGUUUGACGAAGGUAACUUUGUGUGGCAAAAAGUCACGAAGAGUAAUCCUACAAAAAGUUUAGCAUUAUCAUUUAAACAGGGCCUUUACACUGUAGAGACACUGUUGAGUAAAAUUGAUAACCCAAAUAUCAUUAUGCGUCCGAAAGAGUUCAUUUCUAUUGUAACUCUAUGUAAGCUUUUUAAUGGUGCCUGGAAAAUUAAGCGUAAAGAAGGUGAACACGUUUUGCAUGAAGAUCAAUCAUUCAUUCCCUAUUUAGAGUAUACCACUUCGAUCUAUUCUAUUAUCCAAACUAUUGAAAAUACUUUAAAUGAUAAUAUGUUUAACGAGCAGCUAUUACUGAACUCUAUAAAACUUCUGAACUCUUACUUAAGCCAUAGGUCACUUACAUACAAGUUGGUAAAGGAUUCUUAUGAAGUUGUCAAGUUCACUGUUAGUAGCGAUAGAGUGGCCUAUAUGAAUCCUAUACAUACUUUUUUCUCAUUUUUGAUUGAAAAAGUUCCACUGGCCAAGGGUUACGAAGCAAUCUUAUAUCAAGAUGCAUUAUCCACAACCACUGUAGAAGAUCAUGCUGAAACGGCUAUCACGCACGAUGUGACUUUCGAUUUUCUCAAAAUUUCAGAUUUUUCAUUAAGAACCAUAGUAUUAUGCUCACAGAUAAGUGUGGGCUUCUGGGUGAGAAAUGGUAUGUCUGUAUUACAUCAAGCAUCAUAUUACAGGAAUAAUCCUGAACUGAAUACCUACUCCAGAGAUAUUUAUCUAAAUCAACUAGCCUUACUAUGGGAAAGCGAUGACCUUCCAAGGGUCAUAUAUAAUAUACUGGACAGAUGGGAAUUAUUAGAAUGGUUCAAUGGUGACGUAGCAUACGAAUCUACUGUAUAUCAGGAUAAGAUUACCCUAAUCAUGCAACAAUUUAUAUCAUUCCUUUAUCAGUUACUAACUGAAAGACAAUUUUUCCAGAAGUUUUCUUCUGCAGAAGAAAGAAAAAUGUUUUAUAUUAAGAACGCGAUCAUCUAUAAUCUGUAUUCUAAACCUCUCUCAUACUCAAAACUUUUGAAAAAAGUUCCAGAUUAUUUAACUGAAAAUACUACCGACUUUGACAGUGCCUUAAAUGAAGUAUCAAUUUUCAUCGAACCGAAAGGUUUAGCUGAUAAUGGUGUAUUUAAAUUAAAAGAAUCUCUUUAUUCUAAAAUUGAUCCGUUGAAACUAUUGAAUUUAGAAAACGAAUUUGAAAGCAGUGCGACCGUAAUCAAAACCCAUUUAGCAAAAAAUACAAAGGAUGAUGUUACAAAAGUUAUUCUACAGCCUCAAAUCACAUCACUAAAACAUAUGGAUGAAGAAGCUGCUGAAUUAGGUGCCUUUACUAGAAGUACAAUUUUUGCCAAAAUUAUUUAUAAACUACUGCAAGUUUGUUUGGAUACAGAAGACGGUACAUUCUUAAACGAAUUAUUGCAUUUAAUACAUGGAAUUUUCAGGGAUGAUGAAAUGGUAAACGGUAAAUCAUCUUUGCCAAAUGCAUUUUUAUCAAAGCCCAUCUGCAAUUUGUUGUUAAGUAUUGCUGUUUCUAAGACCGAAAACUUUUCAGGUCACAUUACCAGUAAAGCUAACUACUUACUACAAAAAAUGAUAAAUAAAAACUCAAAUGAAGUAUUUGAUUCCUUAAUUGCAAGUUUUGGUACAGAAUAUGUUGAAGAAUAUAAAGCAAAAAGUCACACGAGUGGAGCAGAUUUAGAAGAAUCGGAAAAAGAAAGGAAAAAGAGAUUAGCAAAGAAACGUCAAGCGAAAUUAUUAGCAAAGUUUAAUAAUCAGCAAAGCAAAUUCAUGAAAGAGCAUGAGGACGAAUUUGAAGAAAAGAAUGACUAUGAUGAUGAGGACGUUGACAUGUUGGAAGGAGAAAAAAUUGUUGAAGUCGAAGACUUCACAUGUUCCUUAUGCCAAGAUGCUCAAACUCAGGAUGUAUUUGUCAUUCCAUCUUAUCAUGACUACACGCCCAUUUUUAGACCAGGUAAUAUCAUUGAUGCAAAAGAAUUCGCCACGUCAUGGGAGGGUUUCACAAAUGAUAAUGAACAUCCGACAUAUAUGGAUGAGGAACUACUAGAUAGUUUACAGAUUGAUGGCAAUGAAGACGCUAGAAAAGUAUUCGUUUCCUGUAACCAUCACAUUCAUCAUAAUUGUUUCAGAAGAUAUAUCCAGAAAAAGAGAUUUUCUUCUACCGCCUUCAUUUGUCCCCUUUGUCAGACGUAUUCUAACUGUAUUAUUCCAGUACACCAAACAUCUUCAUCUGAUACUUCCCUUACUGUAGAUUUAUUGCUAGAAGGUGACUCGCAUACGGUCAAAUUGAGCGAAUGUUUCAAGCCCUUCAACACCGGGGAAUUCAAUAAUAUAUUUGAUGUGUUUGAUGCUGUAUUCUCAGAUUCCCAAUCAUUCGAUAAAAGAUAUCAUAAAAAUCAAGAUUUUGGAAAAGGAGUGACUGCUUUGGUUUUAGCCAAUCACUGGACGAACACCAUAUGUAUGCUAGAAGUUGCUUCUAGGUGGGAGAAUUUGCCCCAUAAAAACUUUUUAGUUGGUAAGGAGCAAAAAUAUAAGACAUUAAAAAACAUCCUAGUUUUUAUUAUUCUGAUUGUUAGUAAUGUCAGCUCACCUGCCCCUACCGACAAAGUUUAUGUCAACAAUGCUGGUCACAUUUAUAAUCAAAAUCAAUUGUUCCAAUAUAUCACGAGACAGGUAUUGUUUUCUGAUGAAACGACUGUGAGUAUCAUUACUGAUGCUCUUAAUAUGUAUUCCGUCCAAUUUUUGAAAGAUUUUUUCCUAGAACUUGAAGGAGCAAAUAUUGAUGAUCUCUAUGAAGAGGCCAUUAGCUUAGGAACUGUUUACAAAUACGACCAAAAAUUACUGGGUCUCUUGAACAUGACUUGUGGAGCACAUUUCUCCAUGCCUCUUUUCUCAGACGAGUUGAAAACCAAAAUCUUCAAUUUGGCCUAUUCAAGUUUGUUAAAGAAUUUGUUACCAUCAUUAAGAAGGUGUUUAAUUAUGUUGAAAGUUUUUCAUCUGUUGUUAGAUGAGUCAGAAUCAAGUCCCUUUACCAUUAAAAAUAUCAAUCUCGAAAAAGAUAUAUAUAAUGCGGACGAAUUUCAGUUACCACAGUAUAUUGAUAGAUUGAUUUUCAUUUUAACGAAUUUUGAGACAAUUGGAGAAUUUUUGAAUGGUAGAAAUAUAUCACAGCCAUUCAAAAAUGAAGAUCUCAUCAGGAACGUUCCUCACGAGUACACGGGUAUUGUAAAAUUGGCAGACUUGUCACAAUACUUGAACACUUAUGUCACUAAUGCUAAGGCUUUGAGUUUACGUGAAGAAAACAAAAAUACAAAAAACUCUACAAACAGACUCGAUUUUAAGAUAUGUCUAACUUGCGGCGUCAAGAUUCAUCAAAGGUCUGAUAGGCAUGAAAUGUCAAAGCAUUUAACAAGACAUUGCUUCAAGCCAUUUAGUGCAUUCUUGAUCCCUAAUACUUCAGAAAUUUGUUUAUUCUUAAGUAAGCCUGCAUCAAGUAUAUGUGUGGCUGCCCCCUAUUUGAAUUCGCAUGGUGAAUCAGGUAGGAAUGCUAUGAAGCGCGGUGAUUUAACAAUGCUGAAUUUGAAAAGGUAUGAGCACCUGAAUAAAUUGUGGAUCAACAAUGAAAUCCCAGGCUACAUCAGUAGAGUUAUGGGUGACGAAUUUAGAGUAAGCAUUCUCUCUAACGGGUUUUUAUUUGCGUUUAAUGGUGAGGGGCGUGCAAGAAGAGUACCGCCAACAAAUGCUAGUGAUGAUGAAAGCGAAGAUUUCCCAGAAGGUGGGGAUGAAGACGACUUUGAAAGUGAUGACGACGAUGAUGAAAGAUUUGGAGAAGGUUUCAAUCAUAUUAAUAUACCUCCUGGAGGAGAUGUUAGAGAUUUUUUUCAAAUCUUUGAAACUGUCAGAAAUGCCAUGGAGGACAACGGUGCCAAUCCAAAUGAGGGCGUUGAUUUAACAACGCCAUUUUUGCAAUUUUUUGGACCACAAUUCAGAGGAGCAAGAAGAGACAACGGCGACCAAGAUGAUGAUAAUGUCGACGAUGAUAGAAAUUCGGAUACUGAGCCAGCUUGGUGA
Molecule: messenger RNA, 5829 nt
Organism: Kazachstania africana CBS 2517
Lineage: Eukaryota; Fungi; Ascomycota; Saccharomycetes; Saccharomycetales; Saccharomycetaceae
Gene: UBR1
Product: E3 ubiquitin-protein ligase UBR1
Exons: 1
Coding region: 1-5829 (1942 amino acids)
Biological process (GO): ubiquitin-dependent protein catabolic process via the N-end rule pathway; protein ubiquitination
Cellular component (GO): ubiquitin ligase complex; cytoplasm
Molecular function (GO): ubiquitin protein ligase activity; zinc ion binding
Source: RefSeq, a predicted model, not a curated record